GCUGUAGUCUUUGCGUAGCUCCCAGAGACUGGAGAAAUAUUAUUAUUAAAUUGUUACAUUAGUGAAAGACUUUUUAUAGUUUUCUGGAGUCACUAGCUGGCAUAAAUUAAGUUAUUAGCCAGUAGCAGUGGCUGUAGCUUGUGAAUGGCAAAUUGCUGGGGAAAUCCAGGAAUUUAAGUUGAGCAAAGCUUGGGAAAAGUCGGAGCUCGGAGCUAAGUGUAUCAAGGCUGCGCUCCAUCUCGACUCCCGAGUGUCGAAAUUUUUCAAAGCUUAUCCCAGCUGUUAAUUACAAGCUACAAAAAUCCUCUUGCGGUAGCUACUGAGAAGAAAAAAAAAAGAAAAAACGUAAAUGCCAUUGACGUAAAAGGUGACGAGGGUCAAACGGAAACGGCAAAUGCAAUAUAAUGUCCAAUGGCUUGGUGUAAACACAAGGGACUGAAGUUUCACUGAUAUUCUUCGUCUGUAAUAUUUAUUCGGGACAUUUAUUUUACUCAAGCUCCAUAACAGCGUGGUUGCAAGAAUGGCCGCGAUUUUCGACAUUGAAUUGCACGAUGUUGAUAACAAAAUAAAUGAAGAAGAAUCUGACGAUGAGGUUAUUGAAAUAAAUGAGGACGAGUACAACGCUGAUCCGAAUGUUAAUGAAUUUAUAGAAGCCGAUGGCGUAGAGAAUGUACCUCUUUCAGAGCAGAGUGUCAACCGCGGACGGGAGCGAGCGGGGCCGCAAGAUUUCGAGUUAUGCAAGGUUAUAGGUAAGGGCGGGUACGGAAAAGUGUUCCAAGUACGAAAAAUAACCGGUAACGACGCUGGUACAAUUUUCGCGAUGAAGGUACUGAGAAAGGCUUCAAUAAUUCGCAACCAGAAGGACACUGCCCACACCAAGGCUGAGCGGAACAUCCUGGAGGCUGUAAAGCACCCUUUCAUAGUCGACUUGAUGUACGCCUUUCAAACCGGCGAGAAGUUGUAUUUAAUUCUCGAAUACAUGUGCGGCGGAGAGCUGUUUCGGCACUUGAACGACGAGGGGAUCUUCCUCGAGGAGACAGUUUGUUUUUAUCUGUGCGAAAUAAUUCUAGCGCUGCAGCACCUGCACCAGCAGGGAAUAAUCUACCGGGACCUCAAGCCGGAGAACAUUCUGCUGGAUGUCGAGGGACAUAUCAAGCUAACGGACUUCGGGCUCUGCAAGGAGCACAUUCAAGACGGCUCUGUGACUCACACCUUCUGCGGCACCAUCGAGUACAUGGCUCCGGAAAUUCUGACCCGGAACGGACACGGCAAAGCCGUCGACUGGUGGAGUCUCGGAACUUUGAUGUACGACAUGCUGACCGGUGCUCCGCCGUUCACUUCGGACAAUCGCAAAAAGACUAUUGAGAAAAUUCUCAAAGCUAAACUUACCUUACCUCAGUAUUUAACUCACGAUGCUCGGGACUUGAUAAGGAAGCUGCUGAAGAGACAAGUGCACCAAAGAUUGGGCUCCGGGUCUGGAGACGCCGAGCAAGUUAAGAACCACAUUUUCUUCAGACACAUCAACUGGAAUGACGUUAUUCAACGGAAACUCAAGGUUCCUUUCAAGCCGACUUUGACCAGCGAGGACGACGUGUCCCAGUUUGAUAAAAAAUUCACCAGCUCUCUGCCUGUUGAUUCUCCAGUUGAAUUUUUACUUAAUGACUCCGCUGAUGGGCUCUUUGAAGGAUUCACUUAUGUUGCUCCGAGUAUUCUUGAAGGGACUUACGCACAACCUCGCAUCGUCCGGGCUGAGAGUCCUCGCAAAACUUCUGUCAAAAAUUUCUCACCACGGCUAAAUCAAUUUCAUCUUCAUCACAGGCACAACGGAAUCGAAGAUACCGAAAUGAUCGAGAUAGGUUAAUGAUGAUUUAAUUUUAAAUUAAAUAAAUUUGUUUAUAAAUAAUUAAUUUAAUUUAUUAACUAAAAAUAAUAUACAGGAUAAAUUAAUUAUUUAUAAAUAAAAAAGGAACCUUUGUUGGUUGCAUUUUGUGGCUUGGCCGUCAUUUAGAGACUUCGAUCGGUGCGAUAAAUCAUUCUCAGGGAUUGAUUUUAUAUUUUGAUAUAUAAAAUCGUCAUAUGAACUUAUCGUGCGUAAUUUUUUUUAAUUACACCGUUAAAAAUUAUAAAUUAACAUCAAGGCUUUUAUUUUUUUGCACUGAAAUCGACGGUUGAGUUUAGCUAAUUUUUAUUUAUCGAUCACAACAUAACAUUAUCAUGGAUAUUAAAUGAAAUAUUAUAUAUAUAAAUAAAUGAAUAUAUUUUACUCGUAAUAACAACUUUAUACGUAAUCGAAGUAAUAAUAAUAAUUAUUAUUAUUAUUAUAAAUGUGUAACGAAUACACGUAACUAGCUGCCUAUUAAUUUAUCCACGUCUUAGUAUCUUUUGAUUAUUUUAAUAUACAUAAUAACUCAACAAAAUUUUAUUAAUAAUAAUUAUUAUUGGAAUAAUUAAAUAGAUAUUUAAGGUAUAUAUUCACUUUAGCUUCGAGUUAAAUAUUUUAUAUAAAGAUAAUUAAACUGCUGACUAAAUUUAACUGAUCGAAUUGAACGAUAGGAAUUUUAUUUUAAAUAAUUAUAAUUAUAAUAACGAUAAUUUGGCCAUUGAUAACUUAAAAAAAAAAAUAAAUAAAUAAACUUAUUAACUGCCCGAGUGUUCAAGGACUUUCGUCGACCACAAAUAUUUUUAGGUCACUCAGUCCUAUGUUAUCAUAUAUCUUAAAGUAUUUUUGUGACGCCGGUAAUUUAAAUGAAUCUUCCAAACAAUGUUAAUGAUAAUACUGACAAAAUAAUAAUUAAUAAUGAUAAUAAACAAUAAUAAUAAUAAUAAUAGACUUGAAUGAAGAAAUUAAUCCUUGAGCACUCACGUCAAUUUAAAUGGCCAAUUUUCUCACGCUCCAUGGUAAAAAAUUUUUUCCGAAGAUACCCGACUGACUCCGAUGUUUGCCGAAGAUACACGACCGACUACGAUGAUGACCGAGCGCGUAUUUUUACAGUACAGCGCUAAAUUAAAAUUUUUCUGAAAAUACACGACUGACUCUGAAGUUUUCCGAAGAUACACGACUGACUCCGAUGAUGACCGAGCGUGUAUUUUUACAGUACAGCGCAGUAAAUUAAAAAUUUUUAAUU
Messenger RNA from Cotesia glomerata, 3125 nucleotides. RefSeq names its product ribosomal protein S6 kinase beta-1-like. Gene Ontology annotation, biological process: protein phosphorylation; signal transduction. The transcript has 6 exons. The coding region runs from base 521 to 1861 and encodes 446 amino acids. Gene Ontology annotation, molecular function: protein serine/threonine kinase activity; ATP binding. Lineage: Eukaryota; Metazoa; Arthropoda; Insecta; Hymenoptera; Braconidae. The record is from RefSeq and is a predicted model, not a curated record.